CAACCUGCUUUCACAAUGAGAAGGAUGGUGCUGCGGCCGGACAUGUAGAUGCCCAUGGCCAGCGGUAACAGAGCAACAGCACCAACAGCACCAAGGGGCAACAAGGGUGCAGGCGAAGGGAGAGAGCCUGCCCAGUGUGGACAGUCCUGGGCUUGAGGAGUCUGGGUUUGUGGUUUACUUUUUCUCCCGACAAAGACGCACACUGUCUCAACUGUGUGGCUGGUUGUUAUUAAGAAGCUGCUGUACGAGGGGAAAUGUGUUUAAUAAAAGGCCCAGUGUUUGUGGUCUUCUUGGGCUCCCUGCUGAGCUCGGGAAACCUUGAGGUGUGACCAGCUCUCAGCCUUCAAAACCAGGAUGAGCUGCCUUGAGAAGGGUGGGCGCGGGGAAAACACGCUCUCGCUCUCUCUCCUGAGCCGGGGACACGGGAGGCUGGUCCAGAACAAACAGAAGCUAGAAGUCUAUUUUGAACCAGAGGAUUACUUGAACUGGAAGUCCCCAGAAAAUUAUGUCCUGGUCAGCAAACCGCGAGAUGGGGGCAGGGCCAAGCAGCACACGUGGAGCCUGUUUCUUCCUAAAACAUUCAGCACUCGAAAGGGCGCCCUGAUCCUGUACUCAGAAGGUCUAGCGGUAUCAGCAUGGACCCCCGCAGAGAGGAGAAAAGGCCCCUACGGCCCCACAGGUCCCAGAAAGAGGCUGGAUCUUGAACUGCACACGCUUCAGGACCUCAAGGAAGCCAUCCUAGCCUACGGAAGGAGACAGAGGGCGCAGGACAGAGCCUGGCAACCGUACCUCCACUUCCGAAGCCAACCAGAGAGCCAGGCCCGCCGGCAGAUCCAGCCUGGGUACUCGGCCAAGAGAUACCUCCGCGGCCUCCUGCGGACAUGGCCCCCUGACAGCGUGUCCAGGCUCCAGAGCACAGGAUUCCUCAAGGAUUCUGUGCUGCUCCAGGACAGUCAACUUAAUGUAUCAAAGAAUCUCAGGCCACAACAGGAUCUUUCAGGGGUACCCCCAAAAUACCAUCUCCUGCCUGUCUUCCCUCCAUUUUGGAUUCAACAAGGAAAAUCUUUUGAACAAGGUCAACAGAGCCUGGAUGAAGGGGAAGCUGGGGCUGGACUCGUGGACCAAGGCUCUGUACCCGAGAACCACAGCAGCCAGGGGACUCACUUGCCGCCACUCAGGAAGCAGCCCUGGCGGGAAGAGGCAGUGCUGGCCGAGGACACAGCCGGAGAGAAUCAGCACCGUGCACAGGCUUUGAAGGAAAGCCACGAUGAAAACUGGCAGCCGACCUCCAGGAGGGCCUGUGGGCACGCCCACAUUGCCCAUUCUUGGCUCCUGAGUGACAAACCCCACAUUACGUUCUGCAGAGGCACCUUCCCCAACAGGAAGGCAGACCUCAGCGACAUACAGGGCGACAGGAAACUCCACAAGGGCAGAAGCAGCCGCUUGUUCCCGGAGCCUCCAGCUGAAAGGUGCCUUUUCCCGCCUGUAGCAUCCAGCACCGCCUCAGAAAAAAGCACGCCUGGGGAAGUGAAGACGAAAAAGGCACCAAAAGCUUUGAAAUUACCUCCUAUCUCAGAAGAACCUCCCAGGGUCCUGGACCCCCUGGGGAGUGGACUUAAAGCCCAGGAGCCCCCAGCAGAGCUCUUCAUCUUCCCCGUGGAGAUUCACUUCCACACCCAGCAACCUCCAAAAGAAAAACCCCGCAGAGGAGGAGCUCCACACCCUGAGUUAGGAGCAGAGACAGAAGAGACCAGGCCUUUCUGGAGGGCUCCCCUGAAGCGCACGUCCCUAGCAAGACCAAGGAUGUUAAGAGUGCAUCUCCCAGUGGACUCCGGCAGGGACACACUCUCGCCUCAAGAUGAUGAUGCCCCACCCCAGAAUGUGACCCCACCAUUGCCCCUGAUUAAAGGAAGAAAAAGUCCAGAGAGCCAGAGGGGCCCAGACAGUCCCAGGACAUCAGGGCACAGCAGCCCCACAGGCCCCCCAGUCAUGAGACGGCCCCGGGGGACACUCCCAGCGGAAGGACAAGAUUCCAGAGACCCCACACUGGGACACUUUUUGCUGGGUCCAGAUGGAGAAAACGUCUGCCUGUCCAUCCCAGGGCCUACCCAAACCGAGGAGCUUCUGUGUGGGGAAGCCUGUGAAUCUGUCAGUUCAAAUACUGGCCAAGAAAAGGAGAGGUCUAGAAUUCAAUGUCCCCUAAAAGCAAACACUGAAUCUGGAACCGAUCGUCACACGAAUCUUAAUGAAACCUCACCAUUGACCCAAAAGCCAGAGAAGCAGGGAGCCCAGCAGUCCUUGGAGGCAGCAGCUCAGAAGACAGGAGAGCCUCAAAGUUGUAUAAAUAAAGGGCCGAUGUGUUCAAACAGAAGAGAAUUUUACACGCGCAAACUGCACAUCGACAUGACGCCAUUCCUGAAGGAAAGUGGAGAGGAACUGGAUUCUCAGGAAGAACCAGGAGGACCCCUCAGAGAAGAUUAUCAAGACACCCAAGAUGCAGAGCUGAGGCGCAUGACCCUUGAACCUCUUAAUGCUUCCAUGGCUGAGCACAUCCAGACCCCUGAGGCAGACGCUGUCCACAAGGUGGGCAGAGAUUAUGAUGUACACCAUCUGCACAGAAGACUUCCAGGACACGGGCCUGAGUCCUCAGAGAAGCUGGGUCCUGUAGAUACAUCUCUUCUUCCAAAAGAAAGAGAAUGGAAGACUGAAGCCAGACUGUUCAGCCAGCACACACCAGCCAACAUCAGUCAUGAGAUGGAGUUGAUUGACAAAGCUAAGAGAAAGAAAAGAACCAAGAUGGACAAGUCCAAGGCACCCAAAAGGGAGAGAGAAGGAAAGGUUCGCAGGGAAGCAGAGGCUGCCGUUGGGAAGUCAAAGAAAUCAAAGGCUAGAAAGAAACCCGAGCUAACCGCCAAAGCAAAAAAACCAGGAAGCAAAAGGAAAAGGCCACAGAAGGAAAGGAGUCUGGAGACGGAGCUGAGUGGGCCUGAUGCCAUUAACUCCGAGGAAACAGAAGACACAUCAGAUAGAGGUUUCUCUCCUUCAGGCUCCCUUGUAGGGGACCCUUGGCUUUCUCCCGGAUAUGAUGCUCCGGAGAGCCAAGUUUCAAUAGAUAGAAGAUCAUCGCCCACUCAGACUGUAGCUGUCACUGGAAACAUGGAAUCUGAAGAAGAGAGAAGCCUCGAGGACCCUUCCAAGGACCUCCUCGCUAAGAAGGAGCAGGAGAGAGCUCUCCGGGACAGGCUGCGGGCUGAGAGGGCCGAGAUGAGACGGCUGGAGGUGGAGAGGAAGAGGAGGGAGCAGGAGGAGCAGAGGCGGCUCCAGCAGGCGCAGCUGGAGAGGGCAGAGAGGAUGAAGGAAGAGCUGGAGCUGGAGCAGCGAAGGCGUGCGGAGGAGAUCCGUUUGAGGAAACAGAGACUCGAAGAAGAGCAGCGGCGGCAGGCGGAGCAGGAGAGAAAGCAGCGGCUCCAGUUGCAGGUGGCCCAGGAGAGAGCCCGGCAGCAACAGGAGGAGUUCCGGAGGAAACUGCAAGAACUACAGAGGAAGAAGCAGCAGGAGGAAGCCGAGAGGGCUGAGGCGGAGAAGCAAAGGCAGAAGGAAUUGGAAAUGCAGUUAGCAGAAGAACAGAAACGCCUGAUGGAAAUGGCUGAAGAAGAGCGGCGGGAGUACCAGCAGCGGAAACAGGAAGCAGAAGAGAAGGCUCGGCUGGAAGCAGAGGAAAGAAGGCAAAAGGAAGAGGAAGCGGCAAGGCUGGCUCUGGAGGAAGCCAUGAAACAAGGCCAGGAGCAAGCCAGGCAAAAAGCUGCUUUGAGGCAACAUCUUCACUUCCACCGAGACCUCCAUAAGGAAGCCAGCGGCCUGCAGUGGACACACAACAUUUCCAGACCAUGGGUCUACUCUUACUUUCAGUUCCUGCAAAUGCCCAGACCUUAAGGCUAGAAGAAAACUAAAAAAAAAAAGAACACUGGGGGCAUGGUGUCACACAGAAACCCAGGUGCUGCCCUCCAUGAGGUAAGGACCGUGACUCUCGAUUCUGGCGUGCAGCUGGGCUGGGAGGCACUGUGCUAGGCGGACUGAAAACAAAACUAGUACUGUUUCCACUGAACUCCGAUACACCACAGAACAAAUGGAAAACACAAUUUUAAAGGAAAGUCUAAGGUCAAUAAUCUCCUUUAAUGAGAAAAGUUUUGUACUUUAUAGGUGACAUUUUUGUGAAUUACAAAAUAUGAAAAUCAAAAUAUGCUAAGAAAUCUGAAAGUAAAGCACAGACUUAUGUUGAUUUAAAGUGAUUAGAUUGGCUCUAGUGUUAUGGAUCUCUUGGUUGUGGUACAUAUAUGAGUAUUAAAAUAACUACUAACUAAAGAUGCUAUUAAAACUUAAUCUUAAGUGCACACAUAGCUUAGUAAAUACUGCAAGGACUAAAAUUCCAAAAUUACAAGGAACCUUGAAAUCAGGAAGGUAGCGUGUGUCCUUAAACUAUCAGUUUCAAGCAGCACAUGAGUAGGGAUGAGUGAACACUCCCCAAAAACCUGCGCUCUCCCACUGCCCCAUCACCCCUGUGAAAAGAUCAUCUCUUAGUGACAGUGAGGAGGGGCCGCAAAAUGCACUCAGUGUCCACUGUGCUGCAGCGAGCGCACACGCCAGGACGGGGAAAACACCACAUGGGUCUGGAACAGCAUACCGUGCCAAAAAGUAAGGAAAUACUCAGGAAGGUGGGUGGCUACUAAACUUAGGGGACAAGUUUGAUGAGAAAAAGGAUAUUCACAUAGUUUCAAAGUAUGUCCCCACAAAUUACUCAAUUACAAAAGAAAAAAAUAACACAGUAAAAAAAAAAAAAA
Equus caballus (horse) is the source of this 4838-nucleotide messenger RNA. Lineage: Eukaryota; Metazoa; Chordata; Mammalia; Perissodactyla; Equidae. The record is from RefSeq and is a predicted model, not a curated record.